AUGAAAGAACUUCAGCCCCUGGAGAACUGGAUGAAGAAAGAGAAUUUUCCACUGGACCAGUGGAAACGGGAGAUAACAGGAAACCAGAACCAGGAACCAGGGUCCCCAUCACUGUCCCAGGCUGGCAGCAAGACCCGGGAUGCUCAUCUCCACUUCUACAAUCUGCCUCCACAUUGUGGCCUGCUAGCAUCAACAGUUAGCAAGUCUGAGAAGGAGCUCCAAGAAGUGGUUUGUGGAUUAGCGUUCAUGCCUAAGCCAGGGGACUGCUUACAGAUUGAAUGUCCAAGGCUUGAAAGCCCUUCUUUCCAGCCCUCCUUCCAGGACCAAGGCCUGACGCCACCAGCCCCCGGGGUGUGCCAAGGCCUCAGGAGAAGGCUCGCCGGGAUCCAUGAACCCCAACACCACCUUCCAGACCCAGCCUUGAGAAUCCAGGUUCGGUCGCAUUUCUUCCGCGCGGAAACCGCCCGGAGGGGUGCAGGCUCCCGGGACAACCGCUCGUGGCCCCCCGACAGCCGGGGGCGCGCCGAGCGGGGGAGUCGGCGCCAGGGCAACCGGGGCGCGCAGAGCCGGGGGCGCGGGCGGGCUGGCGGCUGCAGGAGCAACAAAGUUUUGAGUCUGCGGGCCGCGCCCCUCCGAGCGCCCCGGGAUCCAGCGCGUAGUGACGAAGAGCAGAGCAACUCGGCCUUUUGGGAAAACAACCCUACGCACUUCGCAAAAGCAAAACCAGAAUUGCCUCCCAAGCCCCCUUUCAACAAAUCCCUCCCGACUCCCUCCCCCCCCCCACACACCAACGUCCCGAACCUGACAGUGAUCCCUAAGGCCUAACACUUUGCAAUUUAGCCAUAAAAACUGUCAGCACACCCACCUACAUAUGUGAGUGUUUUCUAUAUAAAAC
This is a messenger RNA of Odobenus rosmarus divergens (Pacific walrus), 895 nucleotides long. RefSeq lists its product as uncharacterized. NCBI's taxonomy places the organism in Eukaryota, Metazoa, Chordata, Mammalia, Carnivora, Odobenidae. The transcript has 6 exons. Bases 1 to 825 code for a protein of 274 amino acids. The record is from RefSeq and is a predicted model, not a curated record.